AUGUUUAUCAAGCAGCCUCAAGUAUGCAGAAUGAUACAGUUUAUCUUAUUCACUGCUUUCAUUUCAAAAACCAUUUCACCCGCGGUGGUACCACUUAUAGUUGGCAAGUUCAAACAUAUUGAACAGAUCACCAACAAAGCACACAGAGGACAGAUAAUCGGCGAUACUGUCAAAAACGGAUCAGCAGCCAAUAUCCAUAUGGACUCUAAGAUCAACCCGAACCUUGCAAAUCCGAAACCUUCAACCCAGUUCCGCUGGGGUGAUCAGUCCGCCCCGAACAUAGAGUCUAUUCCAAAAGUUGCGGAUGAAAAUGCCGGAGGGUACGAUGACCAUCUUGAUAGAGCAAUCAAAAAUCGUCGAGCCAAAAUGAAACAAACACCAAGAAGAUAUUACAAGUAUCGUUCAGAAUCACCUCGAUUGCAAUUCAAGACUUAUUUCCUAGACCCGUGGAAGAGUUUCUUUUUGAAGAUGAUCUCAUCUUUGAAGCCGUUUGUGUUGUACUCUGAAUCCAAAAAUGUGGGCUUAACUUUCAACAUCCAAGACGUGUGCUGUAACAUUUAUUUUAGUAACCACUCCUCACGAUAUUAUAAACCUGAUCCUGACCUGACCCCUGGUGUAGAUCUCUUUGGGCUUGUCCAUAAAGUACAUCACGGAUUUAGUAAACCCAGCAAUCUUUCUAUGCAUCAAACAGUAUUUGAGCUUGGACAUGGCAAAAAACGUGGUGAAAUCGCUACAAGUAAUGAACAGCCAUUUAUUGACAUCCACUCGCGUAAGAUUUUGGGAAGAAUAUGCAUCUCAAAUGAUAUUUUCAUUUAUUGGAAAGGGUUUUUGAAAUAUGACCUCUUUGCUCAAAAAUUUGCGGCUGUUGUAAAGUGA
Melampsora larici-populina 98AG31 is the source of this 876-nucleotide messenger RNA. RefSeq lists its product as uncharacterized. The record is from RefSeq and is a predicted model, not a curated record. The coding region runs from base 1 to 876 and encodes 291 amino acids. Lineage: Eukaryota; Fungi; Basidiomycota; Pucciniomycetes; Pucciniales; Melampsoraceae. The transcript has 3 exons.